CUUAUCUUACCUUAGUAGUCAGUCAUUCAUUUCAUUCAUCUCUUGACUAAAAUAAAAUACAUAAAUAAUUUUAGAAUCUGACUAAAUAUUUUAAAAAUGAAAACAAAAGAAUCUUUCACUUAACAAACAAUCGAAGUAUUAAGUUCUAAAUGGUGUAGGCAAAAUAAUAUCUAAUUAUUGAUGCACCAAACUCGUUUGUUAAGUAUUAGUUAUUUAAUUUCGUAAGGACGCCACGCCUGUUAUGUGGUUGACCACAAGUAUAUUUGGAUAUAACAAAAUAUUCCGUGAAUCAUGAGUUGUAAAAAUUGCAGUACCUUAUUUUGUGUCUGAUUUGUGUUCGUAGUUUUUUACGAUGGAGCUUUUAUUGAUUUUAUCCGUGGUUGUCGCGGGAUAUGCUUAUGAGAAAGCAUCCUUCUAUGGAGCCAGCUACAUUUCAUACCCACUACAAGAGGCCAAGGGUGUGACCGACAUAAGUUUUCGUUUUCGCACACAUCUUGCUGACGCUCUUCUACUUCUUGCUGCUGGAAAAACAGACUAUUGUAUGAUACGUCUGGAAGGCGGCAGACUGAAACUACACAUUAACCUUGGUGCAGGCGAGAGUGAACUGUCGUCUGCCAAGGGAAUACACUUGAAUGAUUCGCAAUGGCAUCACGUCAGCAUCAUUCGCCGUGAAGCCAACCUUACUAUGAAGGUGGAUGAAUCGGCAGUUAAGAAAAGACUGCCAGGGCGUUUCUUUGAGUUAAACAUUCAUUUCGGUAUCUUCCUUGGAGGCCAGGGUGACUUCUCCGAGCUAUUCUUGGGACACAUGGAAAACUUCCGUGGUUGCAUGGAAGAUGUGUACUACAAUGGUGUAAAAAUCAUUGAGAAAGCUCGCAGCCGCUCCGGCUCAGUCCACGUGGAAGGUGUGACGUGGAACUGCGCUCCAGAGUUCGAUGCCGACCUUAAUUCGGACAUUAGUUUCGUUGAUGAGGGGGCCUAUCUUAUACUGCCGAAGAUAAACUCUAGAGCUGGAGGAAAGUGGCAAAUAGAAUUUAAAACUAUAGCGCAGAAUGCGAUUAUUCUUUACAACGCUGGCGGUGGUCGGGGCUCUGAUUUCCUGGCUGUAGAGAUCUUAGAAGGAGUGAUACGGGUCAAAAUGGCCCGCGGUCAGAUUGUACAUACAGUGAGAGUCAAUGAUGGGCAGUGGCACAAAAUGCACCUGUCUUUCUAUCCUUCCAUGAUUGAGUUGACCGUUGACAACAUAGCGAUGCACACGCGGAUUGAGAGCGGUGGCACGAGGUACUUGGAUCUGUCAGACUCGUUCUACCUCGGGGGUAUAGACAGUGAGAAGCAGCAGAGAGCCUUCACGAAAGGCAUCAAAGCUGCUGACUCUAGUAUCAUGGGUUGCAUCAAGCCAAUAGAAGUGGACGAGAAAAUCUAUGGGCUCCCAAACGCCGUAGUAACUUACGGCGUGAGUCCUAAGUGCGUAUGGUGGUACCCUUGCCACUUGAGUCCUGGUAACCCACCAUGUGUACCUCAAGGCGUUUGCGAACAACACGGCGUCGACCACUUUACAUGCAAAUGUGACUCCGAUCUGUGCAUCAAUCCUGAUUACGCUGAAAAGUAUAAGAUAUUUUCAAAAUCAAGCAGUGAAUUAGAGCUUGUAGCACUGUUUCCCCUAACUGUGCAAGAAGGGGGUGUCUCAGUGAUAACCACACAGAAUAUAGAUGUGGUUCUCGACCACCACAAGUACGGUGUACGCCCGUCAGGCGUAGUCCUACACGUCGCUCAGUCACCACAACACGGCAGGAUAGCCAUCGACCUCUCUCUACAAAGAAAUUCGCAACAGUACAACUUUAUUGAAGGAGAAACGAAAUCCAAACAGUUCUUUACACUGCUUGAUUUAUCUCGGGAUAAGGUUCGUUACGUUCAUGAUGGUUCAGAAAAUCAUCAGGACGCGAUUGUGCUGGACAUGGAACUGAUUCCUGAAACAAAGUUCACAUUGCCAAGCUAUCUUCAAGGAAGAAAUACCUUCGUGUUACACGUCAACGUCACGCCGGUCAACGACCCGCCAGUGCUAAACUUAUUGCCAGGCAAAGUCUUGAGGCUGACUCAGGGCACACGUAAGGUGAUCACUUCAGAUAUAUUGAAGGCUGAGGAUCCUGACACAGCGCCCGAAGAUCUCUUGUACACUGUGCUACAUGGCAAGAAUGAAGCUAAUAGUGGCCACAUUGAAAUGUCCGGUCAACCGGUAGACUCCUUCACUCAGCAGGACAUUGAUUCAGGAGUCAUAUCUUAUGUACACGGGACCACAAACGACAAGCAACUCAACAAGACUUCGCUUAGAUUAACUUUACAAGUAUCCGAUGGUAUCGAGACAAGCGGACCUGGUAUCCUACGAAUAUCUAUAGUGCCGCUACAAGUACGGCUAGUGAACAACACGGGACUGCAGUUGGUGCACAAUUCCUACGCAAUCAUCUCAGCCGACAACCUUACCUUCACGACCAACGCUGACGAAACAAACGUACAAGUGAAGUACGACAUAGUGAAGCCGCCACAGUUUGGCGUGGUGGAACGUCUACGAGUACUGGACGGUACCUGGCAGACCGUGGACUCGUUUACCAGUGAAAUGGUGACGUUUGGUCGGGUGCGAUAUAUGCAUCUACUUGGAAAUCCUUCGCAUGACGAGUUUAAGUUCAAAGCAUCAGUGGGAUCGAUACGUACGAACACACUUUACGAUUUUCGACUAACGUUUAUAAAACUCGAACUGUACCAAUCAGUGAACGAAGAACUAGUUCUUAAUAACACGAGAGAGGCUUUCAUAUCGUCUCAGCACCUUACGUUUAAGACUAACCCUCUCGCACUACCGAGCGACCGAGUCGUGUACACCAUACUGAGACCUCCGAAGUACGGUAUAUUGCAUUUAUCAUCAGGGAAACAUCACCUACAAAUGCAUAGUACUUUCACACAGCAGCACAUUGAUACAGACCAGCUCUGGUAUCGACUACAUAGGAGAGCGUAUUCCCACAUCCAAGACGAGUUUACCUUCGUAGUGGGAGCCACAGAAUGCAAGAAUAUCACCGGUGUGAUGACAAUACGACACACGCCAGGCUCUCCUUCAUCUGACAGGACGGAAGGCCGAGUUCACACUACAUUAGAACGGCUUCAAGUCACUGAAGGUUCUAGAAUGGUCAUACCAGCCACACACCUCAAUUUCCGCACAGAUGCAGUUACUAACCUAAUAUUCAACAUCACACAUUUACCGAAACACGGAAAAAUCGAAGUAAUCAACGAUAUCCUAAAAGUAGCGCGGGAUAACACGACUUAUUUUACUCUCGAAGAACUGAAUUCCGACAGAGUGUAUUACGCUCACGACGACUCUGAGAGUCGACACGAUUCGUUCCAUUUCAUGGCUCUGAGUCCAGAACCUGAAGACUUCCAAUACGUUGGAGUGUUCCACAUCGACAUUAUACUGAAAAACGAUAACAGUCCUGUCAGGGCUAACGAUAAUGUAUUUCACAUCGUCCAUGGAGGAGCGAGACUAAUCACUGCACGAGAUUUGAGCUACACAGACGCAGAUUUAGAUACAAAACCAUCCGAUAUUAUCUACACAGUUCAAAGAUACAUCAAAGAUCCUCCGAACGGUGGAAUAUUCCGCGCAGACAAUCCUUCGGAGCAAAUAGCGCAGUUUUCUCAAGACGAUAUCAAUAAGAACUUGGUGUUGUUCAAGCAUCAAGGUAAAGAGUACGGUAAAAUGGCCUUCUGGAUAUCGGAUGGGUUGUUCGAUGUUAACGGUAACUUAGAAAUACAGGCGUCACCUCCUUUUAUAAGAAUGUACCCAAGCAACGGAUCGAUUGUCGAAAAUGGGAAGGCUGUAGUUAUUACCUCAAGAGAUAUGCAGGUUGAUACCAAUAUGAACUGCUUAGAAGAGGACAUUCGUUACGAAAUCACCUUGGAACCGAAACACGGGACUAUCGAGGUCGGAGAGGGGCAAGGAGCGUUUACAUUCACACAGCUGGAUGUGACAGCCAGCAGAGUUGCCUACAGGCACAGGGAACCGAAGACUCCUACUGAUCAAUUCAGAUUCAAAGUGAUGUGUCUGGACACUUGGGGCGAAGGUGUGUACGUGAUAAAGAUAUUUCCGUCCAGUUACUGGGAACCGUUGCGUGUCACUACUAAUUUGCCGCUGGUGGUCGAAGAAUCCACCAGUGUUAAUGUCACUAAGGAUAUUUUGGAGGUAAUGCAUCCCCAAAUCGAACCAUCAAACAUAGUAUACCAAGUAACAGACGGACCUUAUCACGGGUGGCUCGAAAUCACCACCACACCGGGCACUCUAGAGCUGGAGAACUAUAACGAAGAGCCAGUGCACAUUAAAGUAUUCGACCAAUCGAUUAUUAACGCAAACCGGCUGGUUUACGUCCAGUCAGGGGUUAACCGGACACGGGACAGAAUCCGAAUGGAUGUGACUAAUGGAAUUGUGUGGCUUCGUGACGUAGAGCUGAACGUGGUUAUCAUACCUGAACAUUUCUACGUGUAUGCCUUCAAUCUCACCGUCGUCGAAGGCGAAGCUGUGAGCGUGAAACCAGAUUUGUUCAGAACGAUUACAGAAUAUUACAAAGGAAAAGUGGUUGCGUACAAAGUAGUUGAGAAACCGAAGUAUGGUAAAAUUGUGAUGGCGGAUCAGGAAUUGAAUUUGUUGCCUGUGUUGAAACUGAAUUCUGGAAAUAUUCAGUACAUAAACGAUGGGUCAGAAGAAUCAUCAGACGCGUUCAAGUUGGUGGCUAUGACAGAGAGCAGUAAAGAGAGCGAGCCGUUCUACGUGCACGUAAACAUAGCGCCCGUGAACGACGAGCCGCCGAUCGUGGCGGCCAACACUGGGCUCUGCGUGUGGGAGGGAGGCACCUUCACAUUCACCACCAAAGAGCUUUAUGUGAAUGACAUCGAUACUCCUCCCGAGAAUGUAACAGUGCGUGUAGUGGACAUCGUAUCUGGAUACAUCGCCAUGCAGGGCAACCUCGACACCGCUGUACAUCACUUCACCCAAGCUGACAUUGAUAAGGGAAAAGUUGUGUUCGUCCAUAAAAAUGGCACAAAGGGUAAAAUGAUCUUCAACGUCACUGACGGGCUACAUGAGCUAUCCAAGAUAACAUUCCUAAUAACCACCAAGUCAGUAUCACUUAAACUAACAAGAAAACAUAACAUGAAGGUGUUCCCACUCAUGAGAGAACCUUUGAACAACUACAUGUUAAUGUCUAAAUGCUCUGAUCCUACGAGGACUAUAAUAUACAAGAUAGAACGAGCUCCUACGUUGGGCAGGCUUAUAAUGCUGAACGGGGAAAGCCAUCACAGAUCCAUAAAGCAGUUCACCCAACAAGAUGUCAACAACACAGUCGUGUUCUACGAACACACACAUCCAUUCUCAGAUUUGUACACGAACGACUCAUUUAUAUUCACCGUGGAAGCACCUCUAGCAAAACCGCUCACUGAUCAAAUCUUCAACAUAGACAUUUCUGUGUCAUCCGGAGGGCUCGCGAAAUACGUCAAUAUACCUCCCAUAAAGGUGCAGGAAGGAGAUAAAGUGCCAAUCAAAGUAAAUGUUAGUAAUGUUAUCACGUAUUUAGAAACGCAAGCUGGGUUGAGGCAGCCUCAGAUCGAAGCUCAGUGGUCGCAGCCCUCACACGGAGAACUGAAACCUUUCAUGACGUCUUUAACCCAGUCUCAAAUUGAAAGUGGAGUCGUGAACUAUGAACACGACGAUUCGGAUACAACACAGGACAAAAUUGAUAUGGCCUUGUUCCUUCUGCCUGACUAUGUCCUUCUAUGUAAUGUGAGUAUCAUCAUACACAUCACCCCGGUGAACGACCAACCGUUCCGCCUACUCACUGACACGCCACAAAUACAAGUGGUACAAGGCGAGAAUUACACUAUCACCAAAAACGAUUUACUCACCGAAGACGCUGAUACCGGUCCGGCAGGAAUUUUCUACGAUAUUAUAAGCGGGCCAACGCAAGGCAGGAUGGUGAUGUUGGAUAAAAAUCAAACAAUAGACGAUGCACAUUCGAUCAACAAGUUCACGCAAGACGACAUAAACAACGGCAGAGUAAUAUAUGAACAUUCUGGAAUACUGCAAACAGCUACGUUCUAUUUUAGAGUGUGGGACGGACAGUUCAAGCCUACGUAUACAGUAUUUACUAUUGAUGUAAUUCCAGUAAUUCUUAAUGCUACGUCGUUGCAUCCGAUAUACUUGCAACAGGGUUCUAAUGUAGCUGCAGUUACUACAGACCAGAUAUACGUGGACACCAAUGCAAAGACGUCAAAAGUUCUGUACAACAUUACUCGACAGCCGCUCCAUGGCAUGGUGUAUGUCGGUCGGAACCCAGUGUCGUACUUCACACACAAAGAUUUGAUGGAGAAAGUCGUGAUUUACAUGCAGAACGACAUGACGACUGCGAACGAUAGCUUUGAUUUGAUUGCGUACGUGCACAAUAGUAACGCGACGCGGCCUUUUACGAUAGAAGUUAUUGUACAGCCUUUGAUGACGUUGGGCGACUUGCGAGUUGAAGUGGAAAAGGCCAGGAUCACACUCCGUACAAUGGAUGCGAGUGGACUGGCGAAGCUCACAGCCAGUGACCCUGUGUAUACUUUACUGAGGAAACCUCGGUUUGGGACACUUAAGAAGAUAAUCCGAAGUUCAGGGGAGAAAACUAGUGCUAGGGAAAGAGAAGUAGCAUAUUUCACACACGAAGAUGUGAAAGCGGGUGUAAUAUACUUCGUAACUAAGAAGAAAGUGCACGAACUGAAUGGGUUCGAGGAUAGCUUUAGGUUUUUAUUGGCCGCGACAAUAUUCCAGCCAGCGGUCGGUGAUGUGAAGAUUAUUAUAGGCAACAGACAGAAGAAGAAUCUGCCUGGUCCUAACGAUCCUGAGAGUCAUGAGGGAGUUCCUGUAGCCAAUGGCGAAGCAGCCUCGUACUACAUGAUGAUCCUGAUGGCUCUAUCGGGCACUGUCCUCGCAAUAGUGGUGAUAUUCGGCCUGUUGAAGUGCAGGAGAUAUGUCAUGCGGGACCAGAACGCUCUUGUGAAGAUCCACGGCCAGAGUCAGGGUGCGGUCGCUCCCAUACCACUGCCGAGGCCGCCUGAGCAUCUAAUGCCUUCGCCUUCACAAGGCACUCCGCCCAUAAAACGCUACGUGUCGUCUGAGCAGUCAGUCCACACUGGUGCGAGCACGCCGCUUCCAUCAGGCGGCAGCGUGGCUUGCAAGGUGACUCCUCUAGCCGACGCCGCGCUGCCCGACCUCAACGCCAGGUAUCCUUAUGGAACCGACGACCAUACUGAUUACGGGUCGUUACAGGCAGAAGACUGGAGUAGUUACGAGGCGAGCGAGUCUGCGUACCCCGUGCGGGCGACGGGCGUGGCGCCUUCGAACCCAAUGCUGCGGCGCAACCAGUACUGGGUCUGACCCAAGGACACCUUUACCCUGCCGAGGUCGACCAGGCCAGUAACGGUGACAGCGUACGAUAGAUCGGUGACACUGAACCGUCGCCUGCGCCGCCGCGGCAUCGAUUUAGUUCCUACUCCUUUUCUACUCAGCAACUACAACGGUAAAUAUGAAAGUUGCGAAAUUACCCUUUAAGAAUACCAAUACAAUAGAUUAUUCUCCGUUUACUAUAAAAUUGUAUGCCAUUCCGAAUUUGUCUAGAAUUGCUUGAUUCAUGUGAAAAUGACGCAAUCAUGUAAACACAGUAUACAACUGUAUAAUAUCGAUAGAAGUAGAAAUAUGUUAUACAUACUCUUAAUGCCAUUUAGAUAAGAACAGAAGCUAAACGUAAAUAGUCCAUUACUUCUUUACUACAUCAAAAGCCAUACAUUCAUUACAGUAACUAUUUUAUACAUACCCAAGCUAACUUUACGUAUCUGUAUAAAUAACUGUAAAACGUAAUCGCAUUUAAGUAAGAAAUUAAUGAAUUUGUUUGGUAUCUGAUGGCUUUACUGUGUAUGGUGACGUAAGUUACUGUUUGGUAAUAUACCAGUUUUAACUGUCAGGCUCGUACAUGUCCCAGAGUAGUAGUAUUUUCUGUGUAUGUAUUGUUGUAAUUUCUAUAUAUAUAUAUAUAUAUAUAUAUAUAUAUAUUUCUAUAUAUAUAUAUAUAUAUAUAUAUAUAUAUAUAUAUCUAUCAUUGUCAUAAUAUCAGCCACAAAACGUUCACUGAUGAACAUGGACCUAUGGGUGUCACCAGUUAGGUGUCGGUACAUGUAGGUAUGUAGCCUACAGACCUAUUAAAAAAACUUCAAAAUCGACGGAUUGGACGCGAUCUUGUAUGCAGUUACCCUUAACCUAACCUUACCUAACUUUCUUUACUUCCCCGAAUGCUUAGGCUUAUUAAAUAUAACAUCAUUAGCAGUCUAUUAUUAAUUUUAAAUAUACAGUUUAUCACUUAUAGACUAUCCGACCAUGUUUGACUAGUUGGUCUUAUAGUAAGCUGCGCAACGUUAGUCAACGUAGUACAAGAUUAUGAGCCCCGGGGUGGCUCGAAACUAGUCGAGCAUUGUCAAAAAGUUUCCUCGUAAACUGUAUAUUUACAUUUAUUUAGAUUUUAGAUGUUUCACUGUAAUUAUGAGACCCAUAUUGAUAUUGUUGAACUCACUUGAACUGAACGAGGUUGUUUAAUUAGUUGGUCUUAGAGUUAGCUGCGCGACUUUGUUCGCAGCGGACGCUACUCGUAAUAUGAUUAUAAGCCCUCAGUGGCUUGAAACUGAUCGAGCAUCCUCGAAAAGUUUACGUGGUUCGUGUAAUUUUAUUAUUUUAAAAUGUCCCAUUAUACCUACUUCUAUUACUAGAUUGAUCUCCAAGUGGUCAUACCUACGUCUUCUAGCAAGAGGUAUGUAUAGAUCCGCUGGUAGUCAAGUCAGAAUUUUACUACACUUUUCUAUGUUGGGUAUUUUAGAUCAUUGUUGGACCUGACUGUGAAACAAGUAUAGGUGGUCACCUAUAAUCUAUCUCUGCGUUCAAUCAGAUUUAGUCAGUAGCGAGAAAUCUAUACAAAAAUAAACAUCCACACUCCCUGACAAACUAUUUCCUUCAUAAAUAUAGAAGGAGUACCAGUUGAAAGAUUCUUUCCUGCAUCAGUAAACGUCUUUUGGCUGAUAAUGAUGAUAGAAGUUACCCUACAAAUUCUCUUUAAACUCUCCGAUCCCCUAUUGACUGUACCAUGUACUUAAUUAGAAUACCAUUUAUCUCCUUAUUGUGGCCAUUGAUGAUUCCGCAGCACAAUGGCGUCUUGUAGAAAUAGCUAGUUGGUAGGAAAAGAGAUUGUUACGUCACAUUAGCAAAGGUUUUGGACGGUAAAUAUUAUUUAUUUAGUUUCAAUUCUGGUAUGCUCUAUGUAUGUGUUAUCCAGUGCAUUCAUAUUUGGUGAAUGCUAUUCACAGCUUGCAAGUACCUUACGAACAGCGCACGAGCAUUUUUGUACAAACGUCGCCUGCGCACUUUGAUUGGAAACAAUUUUAUAUUGAUGACAUUAAUAAAUUUCAUAGUCUUGUACGUUUUAAAUUGUAUAAAUUGGAUGCCGUCCAGCCUAAGCAGAUUGCGAACUAACAAUCAAAUGUGUGAUCCGAAGAUAAAAUGACGUUGUAGUCAUUUUAAAAUGAUCAAGUUGCACUCUUGGUCGCUCCAAUACGUGAUUAAAUACUUGCCAAAUAAGAUAUCGCAUGAUAUCUUCACUUUCUUUCUUUGAAUUUUCUUUGUACAUUGUUUUUUGUAGUUCAUUCAAUUAUGGCAUUUAAAACAAUAAAAUAUGCCAACUAUAUGUAUCACUCAAGUAUUAUCUUCAUGCUAAAGCAAUACAAAUCAAAAUCGUUUGGAUAAACGAUAAAUCAUAUUUAUUUUAUUACAAGCAAGGAAAUGUUGUGAUCCCGAUUCCAAAGCAAUUUAGUUAGACUGUAAAUAGUAACCAUGAAACGAAUUCAAAUUAAAAGUAAAAUUUUGAUAGUUGAAUCUUAAAGUAUACAUAGAUAUUAUAAUGAAACCUCAUGUACUUCCAAUGUUAGACUACUUUAAUAUAGAACAACGAAAUAAAGCACAAAUAUCUACAAAUGACACUGUGACACUCAGUAUUAUGGUUAAUAUGAACCUUGUUACUAAAGCUAUAAGAGUGAAACUCAGUGUGCGUAUCGUAGGCACGUCCCGUAUGCGAUUCAAAACGUCGUAGGUAGAAUAGGGAUUGAAAAUUCCGUCAGUUAGGUAAUGAAAAAAUAUUAAACACGUAUUUUUUUUCUGGUAUAAGAAAACAAAACAUAUAUAAAACGAAUCAAACUUUAGAAAUGGAAGCUAACUACGUCAUUUCUAAGUAUAAAACGUAAAAUAAAUGAGGUUACGCGAUAUUUCAAAUCAAUAUAUCGUUGAACGUUUUUUUUUUUAUGAGACAUCGACAUGUAAUCGAGCAGACGUAUUAUCUGAUGGUAAGCAAUUGCCGCCGCCCAUGGACACUUGAAACACCAGAGGCUCUACAAGUGCGUUACCGGUUUUUUGGGAGUUAGGAAUUUAAGGGUUGUUGUUCGGGAAUGGGGAUGGGGAAGAUUGGGAAGGGGGAAUUGGGUCUCCGGUAACCUCACUCAUACAACGAAGAAAAUUAAAAUACGUGUCUAAUGUUUUAAAAUAAUCUACCAGACGGACGUUGAAAUAGAAAUUAGCCAUGUACCCUAUUCAAUAUUUUUGUUAAACUGCAGUAUUAGAUUUAUGGAUACCGACCUAUUCUAAACCAAACACCAAAGUAAUAUAGGUAUUGUAGUAUUCAUAUUAUCACUAUGUACCAACUAUUAUAGCUUUAUACCCACAUGUCUGUUUCUGUCGAUCCCUGCUUACAAACAGAUAUAAUUUCAAAGUAUGUUCUUAGCAUAUAAGGAGUAUAUUUUAUUGCCUCUCCUACACAUUAUAAUUAUUACAAUGUUAGAAUGAUCUUGUUUUAGAAAUAGAUACAUAUUUUGAAUAUUGAAUAUUAUUUAACGCGGUUUUCUUGAAUAUUAAAGGUUAUAUAGAAUAAAUUAAUUUUCCCUGUAAUGUUGUUACUGAAUGAAUUGAAAUACACAUUUUAUUCACUUAGAUUCGUUGACUAUGUUCGACUAGUUGAUUGGUAAAGUUCGCUCGAGUAUUUCAAACGAUUAUGAGCCCCGGUGCGUCUUGAAAUUAGUCGAGCAUCCUCGAAAAGGCUACAUUAGUAUUUUCCUUCACCCUAUAUAACCUGAUAUACUCAAGAAACGUCUCCACACACUUACGAUUGCCAAAUCAAGUGCCAACAAGCAUUUUAUUAUAUACAAAUUAUUUUUAAGCGUCAUUUAUCAUUUGUUAGAGAAUUUAGAUUAAGUCUAUUUACAAUAUAACAAAAUCUAUUAGAAUCUUUAAUAUUUUAAUUUAAGAAUCUAAUUAUAACUUGAUAUAUAAGUUUAUACUGUUAUUGCAGAUGUCUAACUGAUGUUAUACAUUAUAUAUUAUUAUACUAUAAUUUAAAAGUAAGUUAUGUCGAAUAUAGACAAUGUUUUCUGUACUUAAAUAUUUACAACACACAUGUACGUUUUAAGGAAACUUCAUUUAUUGAUGUCCUUCGAUAAUUAAUUCGUUCAACGGCUAAAUGGACUGAUAAUUAAGUAAAUUUGAUUGGCUUUUUAUCCAUUUAAAGAGAUUUAGUAGCCCUGCAAAUUUUUAUGGAUGAAAAAUGGAAUGUUUAACCAAAAAUAUUACUUAAAUCGUAUAAUUAUGCAAAAUUAAGGCGUACGUACUACAUAGUGUAGAAUGCGUUUUAUACGUUAAGUGUAACUAAAUACUGAUUUAGCUAGAACUACCAACCUUGUUCCAAUGUGCCAAAAGUCCCCUUGAACAUAAGGAAUUGAAUCGCACAUAGAUUAGAAACAGAUUUGUAUGUCGUCGCAUGCACAUAGUUAUAGUUUGUUGCUCUGUACAUUAAAGUGCCUAGUUAAGUACAAUAUUACCUAUAUUUAUAACGAAGAAAUUGUUUAAAUAUGCUCUCAAAGAUACAUUCGGCCAUUGCAAUGGAAACUAACGAUUUCACACUUAUAUAACUGAGCAAUAUCGAUUGGCUAUUGCCAGCCAAGCCCCUUGGAUUGCUGGUACCAUGAACUAGCGAGCAAUUGCCCGACGACUGAUAUAUUUACAAUAAUAUUUAUAUAUCUAUAGUGAUGUUAUACUGAGAAAUGUGUCUAUAUUUUUGUAAAGGAGCGAACUAGCUGUACUGUGCAUUAUAGAAACUGUUUAAUCGGUAAUUGUAGACUUUAAAGGAUGAUUCGUAUACAGUUUGACCUGUGGGCUAAGGCUGGUGAAACGAUAACUGAGUCACAAACUGGUACAAAGCUACAUUGGAGACGUGACUGCAUGAAAUCUUGUCAUUAAUGCUGACUAAAGCCACUUUGAGAGCCUCUAAAUACAAACACAUCCAACUUAUAUAUUAAAUGAUUUCAAAAACUCUUUGCUCUUUCGUGCCAAAUUCGCGCAAGUGAACUAUUCAUUUGAUCUGUUAACUAUUUUAUACCAAAUUUUCCUAUUACCAAUAGUACCUUCAGGCAUGCACACAAAGAAAUAUUGUAAUGUAUGUGUAAUUUGUAGUACCAUCUUGGUUUUGCUCGUAUUUAUAAUAGAAAAGUAAAUGAUUAUGACAAUAUGAUGUAUUGGUUGAUAUUUCAACAAUAGAUGUUGAAUAUCUUAUUGUAACAACAUAGUCGAAUAUAGGGUCAUAAUCAUUAGAAUGUUGGCAUUUUAAAUUGAAUAGGCUCAAGGCUCACUGAAUUAUGGUCGUUUGUCGAUUAAAUGUGUAUUUUUGUCACGUUGUUUUAAGACUAUAGGUCUAUUGAGUUCUGAUUGCUUAUAACUUAUUCAUUUUCAAAUCUUAUAACCUAGUUUAAAGUCAGUUAAACAUCGUCCAUAUACUAGAUUUUCAAUUACUUUUUAGUAAUAAAAAUACACAUUUAAUUGUUUAGUAGGUUAAAUUACGUGCGAAAAUAAUUCGGUACUUUUUUAAAAAUGGAUAGCAAUUAUGCUAUACUAGCAGCUAACAGUACUAAGAUAAUAUUAAACACAUUUUUUAUAAAAUAACAAACAUAAAAAAAUAUUUUUGAAUAUUAGAUUUCGCAUCUAUUUUAAAGUAACGAACCGAAGGCUAUUUAAAGAAAAUAUGUAAUGAAGUAAAAUAGAUUAAUGUACUUAUGUAAAAGAUUAACAAUAAUUAACAGUAACUCGAUGAAAUGUCUGGUCUUAAAGAUAAUACUCAAUUUUAUAAAGUAAUGAUCAUCUCAUCUAUCAAAUUAUUUUAUACAACCAGACAAUGAAAAGACAGCCGUUGUUUAAGUUACGUAAUGUAUUUGUAAGCUGGUUAUAUAGUUGAACUAGGGCAGAAUUAACAUCACACAUUUUGUAUCGUGCCAUAAUAUUAUUAAAUUCUAACAAGUUGCAUUUUGUAUGAGUUUGUUAGGUGCGUGGCGAUGUGCAAGUCACGUAUAUUAAUUUUUACUGAUACAGUACGCUUUCGAGUCUAUCAGUAUCAAGCGAGAAUCUAGAUUUUUUAGUAAUUAUUUGCUUCAUAGAAUAGACUCUCUCAUGCCUUGGUACUAAUGGACUCGCCCGCGCACUGUUCGUAGUUAAUGGAUUUUUAAUAAACGAUUUAAUAAACUA
Molecule: messenger RNA, 13651 nt
Organism: Spodoptera frugiperda (fall armyworm)
Lineage: Eukaryota; Metazoa; Arthropoda; Insecta; Lepidoptera; Noctuidae
Gene: kon
Product: chondroitin sulfate proteoglycan 4
Exons: 25
Coding region: 353-7435 (2360 amino acids)
Source: RefSeq, a predicted model, not a curated record